This is a messenger RNA of Dreissena polymorpha, 1098 nucleotides long. RefSeq lists its product as uncharacterized. Bases 1 to 1098 code for a protein of 365 amino acids. NCBI's taxonomy places the organism in Eukaryota, Metazoa, Mollusca, Bivalvia, Myida, Dreissenidae. The transcript is spliced from 2 exons. The record is from RefSeq and is a predicted model, not a curated record.
AUGUGCCCGAUGCUACUACGAAGACUAUGGACCCUACUUAAGGUGAUAUGGAGGAAAGGAAAAGUCCCAGAUUGUUGGCAACAGGCAGAGGGAAUAUUUACUCCAAAGGAAAAGGGCUCCAAACAUGUGACCGAAUUCCGAACAAUUUCACUUUUGAAUGUGGAGGGGAAAAUAUUCUUCGCUGUCCUGGCAAGACGAAUGACCACGUUCCUGACAACCAAUCAUGCCAUCAGUCAGAUCAUCCGUGAAGCAAAGGUGAACGACAAUGACCUCACAGUCGUCUGGUUAGACUUUGCCAACGCCUAUGGCUCCAUACCAGACAAGCUUAUUGAAGAAGCAAUGAAGCACUAUCAUAUCCCAGAGCAUAUACAGGGGAUCAUAAAUGGCUACUUUGACGGCAUACAGCUUCGAUUCUCAAUCGGUGACCAGGCAACGCCAUGGCAGAGGUUAGAGAAGGGAAUAGUAACUGGCUGCACCAUCUCAGUGGUACUAUUCGUGAUGGGCAUGAGCUUAAUCAUCAAUGCCGCGAAGAGGGAAACCAGAGGACCAAAAACAGCGUCAGGUAUACACCUCGCAUCCAGCAGGGGGUUCAUGGAUGACCUGACCAUCACUACCACCACACAUGUACUUGCCCGCUGGCUACUAACAGCCCUAGAGGACACGGUCACAUGGGCACGAAUGAAGUUCAAACCCAAGAAGUCAAGGAGCCUGAUCAUCAAGAAGGGAAAGGUCACCAAAAGAUUCAAUCUACAGGUGCUAGGGGAAGACAUUCCAUCCAUUAUUGACAGUCCAGUCAAGUGCCUCGGCAAGUGGUACGACGCCAGCCUGAAGGACACUAACAACAUCACUAGAGUCAAAAACCAGCUCCAAGAUGGCCUGAAGCUUAUAGACCUGACAGGACUUCCAGGCAAGUUUAAGGCAUGGCUCUACCAACAUGGGUUACUACCUAGGCUUAUGUGGCCCAUUAUGAUGUACGAGAUAGCUACAACCACUGUAGAAGGAUUCGAGAGAGUGAUCAACCGGCAUCUCCGGAGAUGGCUUGGUGUCCCUCCUAGUUUCACCAGCAUUGGACUGUAUGCCAGAACCAACCAACUUUAA